CAGCUUGCACCUUUUGCUGCGCGUUUUUUGUUGUUUUUCUUGUUUAUAUCAAAGUAUAAAAAUUAUUUGUAUUAUAAAUAUAUUGUGGAAAAAAAUUCGCGUAUUCAAAUUUUAAAACCUGUAUUCGAAGAAUAGAGAGUUAGAUUGCCAUGGCUGAAACAGAGACGCACCAACAUGUCGACCCACAUGAUGAGGAUGUGCAUGAUGCCAACUAUCAGGCUCCACCCGAGAAGACAAUCGAGGAGAUAAUGGCUGCCGAUCAGGAAGAUGAAAGUUUGCGUCGCUAUAAGGAGGCUUUGCUGGGUGCAGCUCAAACCGAAACUAUAAUCGUUGAUCCUAAUGAUCCCCGUAAGGUGAUUGUUAAGAAACUGGCGCUUGUCGUUGAAGGACGCGAUGAUAUGGAAUUAGAUUUGAGUGGAGAUAUUAGUCACCUAAAAAAGCAGAUCUUUGUGAUUAAGGAAGGUGUUCAAUACAAGGUGCGCAUCGAUUUUAUUGUGCAACGCGAAAUUGUUCAUGGCCUUAAGUAUGUGCAAAAGACCUAUCGAAUGGGAGUGCCAGUUGUUGUGGAUAAAAUGACCCAUAUGGUUGGCUCGUAUCCCCCCAAGAAGGAAAUUCAAUUCUAUUUGACGCCAGCUGAGGAGGCGCCCUCGGGCAUGGUGUCGAGGGGCACCUACUCUGUUUCAUCGGUAUUCACGGAUGAUGACAAGCACAUACAUCUGAAAUGGGAUUGGACCUUUGAGAUCAAGAAGGACUGGGCAUAAGGCACAUCACACACAGAAAAACAACUUCGCACAGACA
Molecule: messenger RNA, 798 nt
Organism: Drosophila arizonae
Lineage: Eukaryota; Metazoa; Arthropoda; Insecta; Diptera; Drosophilidae
Gene: RhoGDI
Product: rho GDP-dissociation inhibitor
Biological process (GO): Rho protein signal transduction
Cellular component (GO): cytoplasm; membrane; cytosol
Molecular function (GO): Rho GDP-dissociation inhibitor activity; protein binding
Source: RefSeq, a predicted model, not a curated record